This is a messenger RNA of Lathyrus sativus (Indian pea), 1077 nucleotides long. NCBI's taxonomy places the organism in Eukaryota, Viridiplantae, Streptophyta, Magnoliopsida, Fabales, Fabaceae. The record is from the annotation of a GenBank genome assembly.
AUGGCUUCUCAGAUACUCAGACGAACCCUCGGAAGCCGCUAUCUCUCAAACCCUAAAUCCCUCUCUUCCGCCUCCACUCCGAUCCGUGCCACUCUUUUCCCCGGUGACGGUAUCGGUCCCGAGAUCGCCAAUUCCGUCAAACAGGUAUUCCAAGCUGCUGAAGUUCCAAUUGAAUGGGAAGAGCAUUAUGUAGGGACCGAAGUUGACCCUAGAACACAGAGCUUUCUUACAUGGGAAAGUUUAGAAUCGGUAAGGAGAAAUGGGAUUGGCUUGAAAGGGCCAAUGGCCACCCCUAUUGGAAAAGGGCAUCGUUCAUUAAACCUUACUCUCAGAAAAGAACUUAAUUUAUAUGCAAAUGUUCGACCUUGUUACAGCCUUCCUGGCUAUAAAACUCGAUAUGAUAAUGUAGAUCUUGUCACAAUUCGUGAAAAUACGGAAGGCGAGUACAGUGGACUUGAACAUCAGGUUGUGAGGGGUGUAGUAGAGAGUCUCAAAAUCAUUACGCGCCAUGCAAGUUUAAGGGUGGCUGAGUAUGCUUUUCACUAUGCCAAGGCACAUGGAAGAGAAAGAGUGUCUGCUAUACACAAAGCCAAUAUUAUGCAAAAGACUGAUGGUCUUUUCCUGAAGUGUUGCCGUGAGGUUGCUGAGAAAUAUCCAGAGAUAGUGUAUGAGGAAGUUGUCAUUGACAAUUGCUGCAUGAUGCUUGUGAAAAAUCCUGCACUUUUUGAUGUGUUGGUGAUGCCUAACCUUUAUGGUGACAUAAUCAGUGACCUUUGUGCUGGCUUGAUUGGAGGAUUAGGCUUGACACCCAGCUGCAACAUUGGCGAGGAAGGUAUUGCACUUGCUGAGGCUGUACAUGGUUCAGCACCUGAUAUUGCCGGGAAGAAUUUGGCUAAUCCAACUGCUUUGCUGCUAAGUUCUGUUACUAUGUUGCGCCAUAUCGAUCUCCACGAUAAAGCAGACCGAAUUCAAAAUGCCAUCCUCGGCACAAUUGCAGAAGGGAAAUACCGAACUGCUGAUCUUGGUGGCACUUCACAGACAACUGAGUUUACAAAAGCAAUUAUUGAUCAUCUUUGA